Chelmon rostratus (copperband butterflyfish) is the source of this 3580-nucleotide messenger RNA. It is a transcript of the gene creb1b, whose product is annotated as cAMP responsive element binding protein 1b. Bases 88 to 1080 code for a protein of 330 amino acids. Gene Ontology annotation, cellular component: ATF4-CREB1 transcription factor complex; nucleus. The record is from RefSeq and is a predicted model, not a curated record. The transcript has 8 exons. Gene Ontology annotation, molecular function: DNA-binding transcription factor activity, RNA polymerase II-specific; cAMP response element binding; protein binding. Gene Ontology annotation, biological process: regulation of transcription by RNA polymerase II. Lineage: Eukaryota; Metazoa; Chordata; Actinopteri; Chaetodontiformes; Chaetodontidae.
GUAGCCUGACGCGGGCUCUUACGUGUCGGCCAGAAUAAAAGUGGAGCUCCGGAGGCCUGGGAGUGACGAAGGGAGUCUGUAUCGCCAAUGAAGAUGGAGUCAGCAGUGGAGGCUCAGCAGGGGGUGGAGACUGCUGUGACUGAGACAGAGAGCCAGCAGAUCACCCCAGCACAGAUCGCUACUCUGGCACAGGUAUCCAUGACGACGGGCCACGCCUCAGCAACAGGUCCCACAGUAACACUGGUACAGCUUCCCAACGGACAGACGGUCCAGGUCCACGGUGUCAUCCAGGCUGCACAGCCAUCUGUUAUCCAGUCCCCACAGGUCCAGGCUGUACAGAUCUCCACCAUAGCAGAAAGUGAGGAUUCACAGGAGUCAGUAGACAGUGUGACUGACUCUCAGAAGCGCAGAGAGAUUCUGUCACGACGGCCCUCUUACAGGAAAAUCCUGAACGACCUUUCAUCCGACGCACCGGCCGUCCCUCGUAUCGAGGAGGAAAAGGCUGAGGAGGACUCAUCUGCUGCUGCAGCCACGCCUGCGAUCACCACGGUUACUGUCCCCACACCCAUCUACCAGACCAGCAGCGGCCAAUACAUUGCAAUCACACAGGGUGGGGCCAUUCAAUUGGCCAAUAACGGAACAGAUGGAGUCCAGGGCCUCCAGACUCUGACCAUGACCAACGCAGCAGCCGCCGCCCAGCCUGGAGCCACCAUCCUCCAGUACGCACAGACCAGCGACGGCCAGCAGAUACUGGUUCCCAGUAACCAGGUGGUGGUCCAAGCUGCCUCUGGUGACGUCCAGGCCUAUCAGAUCCGAGCAGCGCCUGCCAGCACCAUCGCCCCAGGGGUGGUCAUGGCCUCAUCCCCCGCCCUCCCCACCCAGGGCGCCACAGAGGAGGUCACCCGCAAACGGGAAGUCCGCCUCAUGAAGAACAGAGAGGCAGCCCGUGAAUGUCGCAGGAAGAAGAAGGAGUACGUUAAGUGUCUGGAGAACCGGGUCGCUGUCCUGGAGAAUCAAAACAAGACACUAAUUGAAGAACUUAAAGCCCUUAAAGACCUUUACUGCCAUAAAUCUGAGUAGUUCCUGUCCCGAACACCGAGCUGGGCGAAGUAGCAUUUCAGUUCUUUUAAAAUCCUUCGACUGUUUGAUUCUGCCUGCCUGGCCUUCCAGUUUGCACACGGCCGGCUCUUUUUGAUGAAGUCGCCCUAAUCCAGUUCAGCUUACACUACCCUCUGUUCAGUAGGCUGUCAGUAUAAUACAUUUAAAACACACUACAUCUUUUUAGCAUCAGUACACCUGUGCGUAUUCAGGCCUGUGAAUGUCUGAUGACAGACAUUAGCAAAGUGCUAACUGAAAGCCAUCAUUUAAAGGAUAAAAUCAGCUGCUGACACUGGUUAACAACCUUUGACUGUGACGGCCAGAAUAUAUGGAGCGACACGUCAUGUGGGUGGAGGGAGCAGAGUUUGUUUAAUCUGCUACACAGACUCUGUCUCUUUAGUUUCCACUACAUUGUUAGCAUGUUUACACACAGUUGAUCGGCCUCACUGUGUGUAUGUGAACUUUUCCUCAGUUUAAGCGUAGGUCAUAUUAACUGGUACUGAAUUAAUGAACUCGAUCAUUUUAACAACAGGAUCGUGGAUACGCAUUGAUUUGAUUGAUUUUUUUUAAAUGUUCAAAUGUAAAGUUUGCUAUAAUUUGCUGCAUUGCCUCUGGUACAAUGAGCUUUUUAUUUUUAAUACUUUUUAGACAGAUUGUUUUUGCACAGUUCUGUGUAGUUUUUACUGCACAUGAGGAGGCUUCUGUGGUCAGUGUAGCAGCUUCAGUUGAUUCUAAUGGACGCACUCUGCUGUAGGCAUGCCGCGGCAGACGUGUCACGCCACAUCCGUGUCCCGUGUAUUUUGGCCGUGACAUACAUUUGGCUGAUACCCAAAUAAGUUAGUAUGAGACUGUAUCAUCAGACUCGUCACGGCCUUUGUAGAGAAACUUCCCUGGAAAGUGUUUGGCGACAGAGUCCAGUGAGGCUGAGUAAUAUUAUCCUUGAAUCUUCUUUCAACAACAAUAAGAACCUCCCCGUGGUCCAAAGCUGUGGAAGGCUCAUGUUUAAGUGGCCUCAUCGGUGCAGUCGAACAUGUGUGUUUACUGUGUAAGCAAUAAAGACCGAUGUCCUUGAAGCAUCAGCAUUGUUGCUAUGGUUACCUGCAGUUUAAUUUACCUUGCCUUCCAAUUUCAGUUCAAUUGUGGGCCAAAAUUGUGUUUACGGUGUCCCGAUGUGAGGUUUUACGGACAAAUGCCAAAUUUUCAUGAAGGAAUAUUUUCUAUUGCCACUGUGUAACUUUCACAGUGAUGAGCUCAGUGUGACAACAAGACCCAGCUCAUAAAAAACAACACUGAAUAUGACUACGACUGAAAUUGACAAUAGCUGAUAUUUGUGCCUCCUGUGCUACAUUUUACAGUAUGUUCAUUCUUUAUCCUAAAACAAUUUGUACAACAGCUAAGACUUUGACAUUUCUGCAUCAGGCAAGCUCGGCUGCAGUUAAAGGCUUUGAAUGAAUUGUGAAUCUCUACUUGAUCCACAUCCUGAUGUGAACCGACAUUUCAAACAUACAUCGACUUGUAUAGCGGACUCUGCAACUCAGUGGGCACAAACAAGUCAUUUUUUCUAAGUGUUUUUUAAGAUGCUACCAACUGCCAAUCUCGAGGGAAACUGGGGGAACUGUGUGUGUCAGCAGACCGUCAAGUUUUAUAGUGUGACAUCACACUUUUCAGUCCACUCACUCAUGUUCCUCUGCCUAGCCACAACAGACGGUUGUCAGAGAUGCUAUUAAAAUAAGAUUUUUAGCAGGAUGAUGCAAAGGAAGACCAUGUUUUUACAACAUGGGGUCACAUUUUUAGAGUUUUGGCCCACAGUCGUGUUAUUUAUGAUAAAUUUUUACUAGUUUAAGUCCAUUAAGGCAGCAAGACAAAGGGCCAAAAAAAUUCUUUAAUGUUAAACCUGUUACCCAGCCUGGUUAUUGGAAAUUAAUCCUGUAUUUACACUGGUUCUGCACACAAAUAGUUCCUCAAGACAAAGCACAAUUUUAAUAGAUGUUCAGGUGUGUUCAUGGUUUAGGAAAUUGGGAGUUUGUUUAGAACUCAGUGUUCCCUUUGGCUCGCUGUGUCCCCAGAUAUCAGCUGUUAACUCUGUGAGUAAAAUGUUGUCUCGUGACAGAUGGAGUGAUGUCUGAAAGGAUAAAAGAAGAGCAAGGUUGUACAAAAGCACACAUUUAUUGAGUAAUUCUAACACCAGAGACUUAGAUGUUUUCCACACCCAGUUAAUGUUAGAUAUAAGGUCAAGCAUCAUCUCAUUGUGCCACAGUGAACUGUCAGUCAGCCACUGGCAGUGUCCAUGACAUUUCAUUUUUCAGUGUUUUACAAGAUUGUGUCUGUUUUGCGAUGUCUGUUAGUGGUGGUUAAAUAUGGGUGCAACAGCAUGGGAGAUUGCAGGGCCAUUUUUGAAUAUGUAGCAGAUUGGAUUCUUUGUGAAAUCUACAGAGGUUGUACAGGAGGCUACACUUCAUGGGUUUAACACUAAUAAUCCAUG